Rana temporaria (common frog) is the source of this 1035-nucleotide messenger RNA. RefSeq names its product twisted gastrulation protein homolog 1-A-like. Lineage: Eukaryota; Metazoa; Chordata; Amphibia; Anura; Ranidae. Bases 92 to 775 code for a protein of 227 amino acids. The record is from RefSeq and is a predicted model, not a curated record. Gene Ontology annotation, biological process: regulation of BMP signaling pathway. The transcript has 5 exons.
CCUCCCCAGAUCACCCUCCCCUACCACACGCACUCUGUCCUUCCAGACACAGAAGAAAAGAUCUGAUCCUGGGCCUGAUCUGUGUGCUGGGAUGGCAAGGAAGGUGAGAAAAUGGUAUCCAGUAAAGAUCUUGAUUGUUGCAGUAUGCUACUCUCUGAUGGCAUCUGUAACUGGAUGCAACAAAGCCCUCUGUGCAAGUGAUGUCAGCAAGUGCCUCUUGCAGGAGCUCUGUCAGUGCAGCAUGAAAGGAGAUGACUGUCCUUGCUGCCAGGACUGCAUGAUGUGUCUGGGCAGUCUUUGGGAACAGUGCUGCGGUUGUGUGGGUUUAUGCAACGAGCAUAAAGUAAAUCGCAAACUUGCAGCCCGAAGAAGUUCGCUAGAGGAGCUACCUUUCCCUUUGCCUUCUCUGUUCAAGUCAAUAUGUGAGCUGCAGGGGGAAGCAGCUGUAGACUGGACUAUUCACACCCUGCCAGUGUCCAAAGAAAUCAGCCAGAGGUCUCAUAUGGAUCAUAUUCUUCUCACUACUCAUUCAGCAUUACCUUCCCCAUCUACGGUGAAUGCAUCUGCCAUUUGCACAGUGAUGUAUUUUAAACCUUGUAUGAAUAUGAGACGUUGCCAGGAGUCCUGUGAAGUUACCGGCUCUUCAAGGUACCGUUGGUUCCAUAAUGGCUGCUGUCAAUGUGUGGGGCCCGACUGCUAUGGAAACGGCAGCAAAGAGCCAAUGUGCCAGCAAUGCCAUCCUAAGGGAAUACUGUCAGUUGUGGAAGGAGAUUAAUUCUGGAAAUAAUUGAUCAGGAAGGUAAUGAGAAGAAGGAAGGAACCUGAUUUGAAAAAUCAAUCCAUUUGUGCUUUCCAUAAGCUGAAAGUCAUGAGAAGACAAAGUUUGAUAUUCAGUAUGUACUGGUAAAAUUAGUGUAAUUUUGCAUAAAGCAGCUGCAUUUUAGUUGUGUGUGUGUGUCUUGUGUGUGGGGGCUACUAGGUAGAGUAACAUAUUUAAACACUGGCAGAAGAAUAAAACAUCCAGGGUAAAAUAAA